GUCAACAAAAAAAAAACUCGUACCGUGAGCAUCAGUGAGAGACGAAGUGAAACGAUGAACGACAAAAUUUGAACAGAAUAAAAAAAAAACGAUGAAAUUUUCAUAAAUCGAAUUUGUGUUGUGUAUUUUAGUUUGUAUGGUGGAUUUCUUUUUCGUUCAGUUGCCUUUAAUUGCACAGAAUUAUGCUCUAGUCGGGUUUGAAUCGGAAAUAAAUUUUUCGGAAAAAAAAGAAAGAGAAAAAUAACACGAAACAGACACAAACACAAGAGAUGUGAAUAAGAAUGAGAUUCAAAGGAAGAAAAAGAAGCAAAACUCUUUGCACACUUGUCGGUUGAUUCAAAGUGCGAUAAGGUCGAACUCUCUCGGUGAACAGUUUGUUUUUCGUUAAAGUGUAAAUCAUGCUUUUUCGACUGGCUCCUAAUGUGUUUUUGAUAGAAUUGAUUCUCGGAUGAUGAUGCAAAGACAUGAGCUUAACUGAAUGCGACAAGUCAUUAACCAAAGAAUAGAGACUUAAAAUACGGAUAAUCCAUGGCAUCUGCAUGAAAUUGCACUUGAGGUGUUCGAAUGGCGAUAUAUAUAUAUAUAUAUAUAUAUAUGUAUGCGUCAACAACAAACAGUGCCUCCGCUUAAGCAAUCGCAGCAAGAACCACAAAAAACGUACACAAGUGUUUUCUCACACGCGAACAAUACGUUCAGCAAAAAAUAAAGAGCAAAAGCACACGACAUUGACACAGAGCUGAAUGAAUAGAGUGAUAUAAAACUUGGACAUGAACAAAUUGUUGAGUGUGAUAGCGUGAACCGAAAAAAAGACAAAAACAACAACAACAAUAACGAAAGAACCGCAAAAGAGAUAGAAACGAGCGCAAAAGAGUGAAUCUUAAUGAUAAAACGGCGAGUGGCUAAAAAGUAUCAUCAAAAUGGCAGUUUUACGAGUUAAAUGAUCGAAAAGAAAAUGAGUAUGCUUGUAUUAAAAAAUCAUUGAGAAGGGCUCAUCAUUGUGGGGAAUUUAUAGUGGCGGCAAAAGACAUCAACAACCAAAGAACAUCCAAUAACAAUAAAUCACCGUAAAUUAGAAUAAGGCACCAUCAGCACCAACAUCACCAACACCACCGCCACCACCAUCAUCAUCGUAUCAUUGAAUCACAUACAGACCAUUUUCGGCAGAUAGCGAAUUACUCGAAAUGUGUAUAAUUUAUAAAUGCUUGCGCUGUGUAAAUGCCUGACGCUAAAUGUGACUGACACAUAUACAGACACACAUACACACGGUUUGCUGUAAAUUGAAAUAUGUAAACGAGUUUACUACCACUAUUGUGAACUCAUUGUUUCUGAAAUACGAGGACUUACAAAAAGGAUACUCUGAACACUGAAACUCAAUCUCAAUCGCUGUGCGUGUAUUAAGAGGGAAAAGUGUUUAUUACAACCAAAUUAUGCAUGGAUUUUAUGAAUGCUGGAAUGUGUUUUAGCUGUUGUUUUCAUUCAUUUCGAUCCCUUUAGAUGAUUGGUAUCUUUGACAACAUCCUGAUUAUUAUCAACACCAGCCAAGUCCAUCAUCAAGUGCAUUGCAUAAACCGAACGGAAAUUGAUUGGAAAUAGUUUGUGUGUGUGUGUUGUUGCCAGAGCGCGCGCUCGUUUCAAAGAGAGUGAAAUGCAUCGCAAGAGACAAUGGCAAUAGCAAAAUGCUAUAAGCGUUUAAAUUCGUUUUGCCGUAGCGUUAAAUGGGAAAAUCCAAUCAGAUUUUUUUCUGCUCGUGUGCAUUUGUCGCGGCACGUCCGAGGCGAAAACCUGCUUGAUUGAAUUAUGUUACCUUAUGUACAAGGCAAAAAGAAAGAAAAUUGAUAGAGCAAGCGAGCAGAGAGAGAGAGAGAGAGAGAGAGAGAGAGAGAGUCGGAGACAGACAGAGACAGCAGGUAGGCAGGCAGAGAGUAAGACGACAAAACUACGGCGGAAUCUAACGGGAAACAAGUGAAAUGGUCGCACGGAUGUGAUUGUGUUGUGUGUUUGGAAGCAAGACAGACAGAAAGAAAAAAGAAAAAAGUGAAUAGAAACGAAAAGGAACAAAUCAAACUACGACUUGCAAUUCAUCAUUAUUGUGUAGGUGUUCGGCAAUCCGUGGAGGAAUAUUGACAGACAGCAUUGGAAUAUAUUACAAUUGUUUCUGUCAAUUCAUCAUUUCUGAAGGAUGGAUCAAAAUUUUUUACGUAAAAAGGUAGAAAAACGAAAAUCGAAAACACACACACACACACACACUCACGGGCUACAAGUGCAAAGCGCGAUGGACAGCGUGUAAAUUACAUUUGCAAAGCUUUUUGGCUUUUGGCGGACUGAAAUCGGGCUAAAAACUUGACUAAAAUUGAAAUCCGAAAAUCGACCGAAAAACAACAACAACAACUUCUCGUGCAAAGUCACAGGGGGAAAAACGGAACUAGAGGAUAUUAUCAUAGUAAAUAUUGGAAUUGUUGUUAUCCCUCCACCGAAAUCACAUCGGCCUUUUGUCCAAUCGCCUUAUUCGACAUUCAGUUUGGUUGGUUUUUUCUUCGUAUUUUCUCUGUUCAUCUUCUUUUGUUCCAUUCGUCUAUGGUGCUUUGGUUAUCCCUUUUCAACAAACGAUUUCGAAACCAAGCUAUUUAUGCAAAUGUAUGGAACAUUGUUGCAUCAAUUUUGGGCCAUUCUACCGUGCAACGAGACAUAUGUUUUUCGUUUAAGUUAAGUGAGUGAAACGACAGCCCCGUUGUUGUGCUUUUCUAUUUUAAUAUCGUUUGCGUUGUUGUUGAUGCAAUCAAAUCAGCACCAGCAUCACACUAACCAUUUGGCAAAGCGACCAUAGCAGAAAAUAGCAGAAAAAAAAAUAGAGGCAAACAAAUAUUUUGGAUAUGGACGUAUAAUUCAACUUAAAGUCGUACCAGCUCUCAACGAUACACGCACACAAACAAACAUAUAUGUGUACACAACGGACAACAAAAGGAUCAAAAGAAAAGCUUAUCAAGGUACAAACGCAUGCUCACCGCCGAGUUGGGAUCAAACAGCCGCAGAAUCACUCUUUUGGAUGCGCAAAUAUAGCAUGGGACAGGAUAGGAAACGAAUUCGAUUCGCAUGAAUUUAUUUCUCUCCCAUUGAAUGCAUCACACCUUCGACACUGUAAAAAAGUUUUGUUCGAAAUACACCAGUAUUUAUCAUGAAAUAAUAAUGCUGGGUAAUACAAAAUCAAAAGCAACCACCGAAUAGUUUAUGGAUCAUAUUAUCAACAAGCAAAACAAAACAAAAAUUACUCAACUAUUACAUUUUGGAAAUCACCGAAAUAGAGAGGGAAAAUAGAGAGAAAUAGAUAGAGAACGGGAUUGAGAAGACGUUGUUGAGAGUGCCGUUCUCUAUUUAGUUAUUUAUAGGCGAGCAAUAUCGAAAGUAACGGAACGAACUCCAACUGCAGGUGUUACGAUUAACAUUGUCAUCGCAACCGUCAUUUCCAUCCAUCGAAGCAAUAAACGAACCAAAAACAUGGGUUAUGUCUAUCCAAAAGCGGCUUUGCAUUCGACGUCGACAACGAUGGAGACGAUCUCCUUGAUAACAACAGCCAGUACAACCCUAAUAACGGAAUUUACGGUGAACACAACGCUAAUAGGCAGCACAUAUGCAAGUGAUAUACAAGUAAAAAAUAAUGCAACGCUCGAUGAACCGCCUGGUCUACGAUAUUCCAUACCACAAACAGUUGUACUCGCUAUAAUUGCAACGUUGUUAAGUAUAUUAACGGUGGCGGGCAAUGUGAUGGUAAUGAUUUCGUUUAAAAUCGACAAACAAUUGCAAACGAUUAGCAAUUAUUUCCUCUUUUCGCUGGCAAUCGCCGAUUUUGCCAUUGGCUUAAUAUCAAUGCCAUUAUUUACGGUUACAACGCUAUUAGGUUAUUGGCCAUUGGGCCCGUACGUGUGUGAUACGUGGUUAGCACUAGACUAUCUAGCAUCGAAUGCAUCGGUUCUAAAUCUAUUAAUUAUUAGUUUCGAUCGAUAUUUUAGCGUGACACGACCGUUAACGUAUCGUGCUAAGCGUACAACGAGUCGUGCUGCAAUUAUGAUCAGCGCCGCAUGGGGCAUUAGUCUAUUACUGUGGCCACCAUGGAUUUAUAGUUGGCCAUAUAUUGAGGGUAAACGUACCGUACCACAAUACGAAUGCUACAUUCAAUUCAUCGAAACGAAUCAUUACAUUACAUUUGGUACGGCGAUUGCAGCAUUUUAUGUGCCUGUUACAGUCAUGUGUUUCCUAUACUAUCGAAUUUGGCGCGAAACAAAGAAACGUCAAAAGGAUUUACCCAAUUUGCAAGCGGGCAAAAAGGAUUCAUCGAAACGAUCAAAUUCAAGUUGCACGCGAUCAUUAAAAUACAAUAACAGUUUUCACCAUUGUAGUGAUGAAACAACGGCCGUAAAUCAUUCGGGAAUGAUUACACAAAUCGCUUCGAGCGAAUGCGAUGCAUACAGUUGGCGAAGGCCACGAUCUGAAUCAUCGGCCGAUGCAGAAAGCAUGUACAUGACCAACCCGGUGUUGUCGGAUUCGGGAUUUGCGCAGCAAUCACGGCGCUCGAGCACGGCAACGGCUGGCGUACCGCCUGGAUCGCAAAAAUGCUAUGGCGGUAUUAAAGAAUGGUGCGUUGCUUGGUGGCACUCAGGGCGUGAAGAUUCAGAUGACUAUGGCUACGAAGCUGAGGAGCCAUCAGACUUAGGAUACAACACACCCGUUUCAAUAGAAACACCUAUACAAAGUUCCGUUUCCAGAUGUACAUCGUUGAAUGUGAUUCGGGAUCCGUAUUCGACAAAUCGACCGGGGCUAGUUAGCAUUAUACCGGAUGUAUCACCAACUCCUGUUCGGCCACCACUUGCGCCGCUGUCGCAGUUACAGGAGAAUGCAUUCCCAGGUCCACGAGACUCACGAUCAUUACCGUUGAAUAAUCGCCUUAGUUCGCGAUCAGUUAGUCAGGAUUCGGUGUACACAAUAUUGAUUCGACUACCUCCGGAUGGCGGUAGUGGUGAUGAACGGGCACCGUCAAUUAAAAUGAUUCAAGACGACGUACCAUUAGCUCUGACGCAUCCACCCAGACGGCCACUACCAACGCGAGACUCCGAUCUGGGUGAUGUGAAGCUCAAUCUAGACGGGGUGAAGCUGAAUUCCGGUUUGCCGUUGAAUCGAAGGUUGUCACAUGCACCGGAUAUUCGAAUUCCAUUAAAUGCCAAGAUUAUAACGAAAAAUUUGGCCAAACCGCAUCCUGUGCCUCGAGCCGCUAAAAAGAAGAAAAAAUCUCAAGAAAAGCGACAAGAAACAAAGGCCGCCAAAACACUAUCAGCCAUUUUACUUAGUUUCAUCAUAACGUGGACGCCGUACAAUAUUUUGGUGUUGUUAAAACCGUUGACGGCAUGCACAAAAUGCAUACCACAAGAGCUAUGGGAUUUCUUUUAUGCACUGUGCUACAUCAAUUCAACCAUUAAUCCCAUGUGCUAUGCUCUGUGCAAUGCCUCAUUUCGUCGUACUUAUGUUCGGAUAUUGACGUGCAAAUGGCAUACACGAAAUCGGGAAGCGAUGACACGCGGCGUGUACAACUGAAACAACCAAAUGGCAAGUCAUGCUUUUUAAAGGACUUUGCAAUCAAACUCAUAACACAAACCAACAGCAACAGCAACACAAACAAAAUAUGAAGAGAAAAAAUGCACAAGUGUCAUAUUACGCAAAGCACUGAGUAAUAUAGAGAGAUCAAGUGUGUGUGCUGAACACAAUUUGAGACAAUGUGAAAUAUUUUUCACGACAAUUUUUAACAAGAAUUAAUAAAAAAAAGGAAAUAAUAAAAUUUAAAAAAAAAAACCACUCUGAAAUCGCACAAACAAAUCGUUCAAAUAAAAUUUUUACAACAAACAAAACAAAAAUUGUAAGAGAAUUACCAAAUAAUAUGAAAACCAUUUAUAGAUGCGGCGACAAGCGCAAAUGGAAAUGUUUAACUCUAGACUAGCUUAGAAUAAUCUAAAAAUUUAUUAGGUCGCGUCGAAUGAAACAAUUUUCAACAAGACACACACACAUUCUCACAUACAAGAUUAUUUACAUGACUACGAAUUAUUGUGUAGUGAAUAAACUAUGGUUUUCAUAAUUGCUGAAAUACGAAAAUCGAAUAUAUGUCUCAGCCAGGAGCACAAAAACCAAAUAAGAAAAAGGAAUGUGAGGGCGGAGAGCUUAAAAACACACAUACAAA
Messenger RNA from Sitodiplosis mosellana (orange wheat blossom midge), 6217 nucleotides. RefSeq names its product muscarinic acetylcholine receptor DM1 (gene mAChR-A). The transcript is spliced from 9 exons. Gene Ontology annotation, molecular function: G protein-coupled serotonin receptor activity; G protein-coupled acetylcholine receptor activity. Lineage: Eukaryota; Metazoa; Arthropoda; Insecta; Diptera; Cecidomyiidae. Gene Ontology annotation, cellular component: synapse; dendrite; plasma membrane. Bases 3493 to 5580 code for a protein of 695 amino acids. Gene Ontology annotation, biological process: chemical synaptic transmission; G protein-coupled receptor signaling pathway, coupled to cyclic nucleotide second messenger; adenylate cyclase-inhibiting G protein-coupled acetylcholine receptor signaling pathway. The record is from RefSeq and is a predicted model, not a curated record.